GUCACUUGCGUCCUCUCUUCACUCAAGAUGAAACUCCUUCUGCUGGUCACUCUGUUCGCAGCAGGCGCUACUGCACACAGCAUCAGCCGUCGGGCUCUGUGGCAGUUCCGCAAUGUGAUCAAGUGCACCAUCCCCGGGAGCAAUCCCUUGUUGGAAUACAACAACUAUGGCUGCUUCUGUGGCUUGGGUGGCUCAGGCACCCCCGUGGACGAACUGGAUAGGUGCUGCCAGACUCACGACAACUGCUACACGCAGGCCAAGAAGUUGAAGGACUGUAAAGUCCUCAUUGACAACCCCUACACCAACUCAUACUCAUUCAAGUGCUCCGGGAACGUGGUCACCUGCAGCGCCAAAAACAACGCCUGUGAGGCCUUCAUCUGCAACUGUGACCGUGAGGCCGCCAUCUGCUUCUCCAAGGCUCCCUACAACAAGGAGAACAAAGGAAUUAAGUGCUAGAUUUCUCACCCCAGUUACUGACUUCACCACCCCUGCCUGCCUGACUGUGUUCACUACACACUCUGCCCUCCAAUAAAGCACCUCCUGGAA
Chionomys nivalis (European snow vole) is the source of this 546-nucleotide messenger RNA. Its product is annotated as phospholipase A2-like. Gene Ontology annotation, biological process: phospholipid metabolic process; fatty acid biosynthetic process; positive regulation of fibroblast proliferation. Gene Ontology annotation, molecular function: phospholipid binding; signaling receptor binding; calcium ion binding. The record is from RefSeq and is a predicted model, not a curated record. The transcript has 4 exons. Lineage: Eukaryota; Metazoa; Chordata; Mammalia; Rodentia; Cricetidae. The coding region runs from base 28 to 456 and encodes 142 amino acids.